Molecule: messenger RNA, 2366 nt
Organism: Phialemonium atrogriseum
Lineage: Eukaryota; Fungi; Ascomycota; Sordariomycetes; Cephalothecales; Cephalothecaceae
Product: C2H2 type zinc-finger-domain-containing protein
Exons: 2
Coding region: 193-1920 (575 amino acids)
Biological process (GO): ribosomal large subunit biogenesis
Cellular component (GO): preribosome, large subunit precursor
Molecular function (GO): zinc ion binding; nucleic acid binding
Source: RefSeq, a predicted model, not a curated record
AAGCAACGAUCACUCCGAAUCUAUAUCCGGCGCAUCCGUAUUGCUCUCAGAGGGGAAGCGACGAACCCGAGCAUCUUCUAGGUCUGACAGGCCAUCAACUAUUUCCGACAUCCCUCCCGAUAUCGAAUUUCUUCUCUCUCCACCCCACUAUCCUUACCCACACACGGGCUCAAACAGGACUCUCUCCUCGUCAUGGCGACCAUUACUGGGGACAGAGCCGCGGCUGGCGGCUUUGCCACGAUUGAUACCACCGCUUCCCAUCCGUACACAUGCAACACAUGUCAAGUGGCCUUCCGAAACAGUGAUCUUCAGAAGGGUCACAUGAAGAAUGACUGGCACCGAUACAACCUCAAACGCCGAGUCGCCUCUCUACCCCCGAUUUCCUCAGAGGUUUUCACCGAGAAAGUCCUGCAAGCCCGAGCGGUCUCCACUGCUGAGGCAGAUAAAGCUGGGUUCGAAAGGGUAUGCGACGUAUGCCAGAAGACGUAUUUCAGCGAAAACUCGUACCGGAAUCAUAUUGGAAGCGCAAAACAUAGGGCAAGGGCGACCGCCUUGCCAUCACAAGCCAGCGGAGCGGCAGAUGACGCGAGCUCCGUCAUGAGCUCCACAUUCUCUCUCGGAGAUCCUGUCGACGCGAAGCCAGAUGUUGGCUCGGAUGCCGAAGAGGAGUUCACCGAAGUGAUCGAGAGCCUCAAGAAGGCGGGCUUGAAUGAUCGCACGUCUCCCAUCAAACGGCCGUCGAAUCCGCACCUGUCUGCUGCCAGCCAGCAGAAGACCGAGCACCCUGUUUCCCAAUCGUCCAGUGAACAGCCGUCAAAUUUGGCAACUUCGGCAUCGAGCACGCCGACCCCUUCGAAGGCCGGCGGUCCGGUGCUCUCGCUCAAGUCUUGCUUGUUUUGUAACUACGAUUCACCAACCGUGCCCCUGAAUGCCCACCACAUGGAGCGCAUUCAUGGCAUGUUCAUCCCCGAAAAGGAAUACUUGGUCGACCUCGAGGGCUUGUUAAGAACUCUGCAACAGCGUGUAUUCGAAAUGCACGAGUGCCUGUCCUGCGGCAAGGUGAAGGCGAACUCGGAUGCAGCGCAAACUCAUAUGCGAGAUACGGGUCACUGUAAGAUUCCGUACACCACGGAAGACGAGCAGCUCGAUAUCGGCGAGUUCUACGACUUCCGCGGUACCUAUUCAGACAGCGGAGACUCGGAUGACGAAUCCGCGGACGGAGAUAACCGACAGCACGGCGGUGCGAAACUUGGCGCCAAGCGCCAGGCCAAGGUCGCGGGCGGAGACGGAGACGGAGACGAGGUCAAGGGCGAGGACGACGGCUGGGAGACGGACAGCUCGGCUUCUUCCCUCGACACGGAGGACCUGCACGCGGUUCCGGCGGAGCAGCACUACCACCAGUACGAGCGUCUCGGCAAGCACCCGCACCACUCUCGCGACGACCCGCGCAACCACCACCAGCGGGACGGUUGGCACUCGCACGCGCACAAGCACACCCACGCCGCCUUCUACGAUGAGUACGAGAUGCACCUCCCGUCGGGCAAGUCGGUCGGCCACCGGUCUCUCAACAAAUACUACCGCCAGAACCUGCACAGCUACCCGAGUGCGGAGGAGCGGGCCGAGCGCCAGGCCAUCGAGGCCGCCGAGGCAGAGGAGGACAUGGACAUAGACUCCGAGGACGGAGAGGGCGGCGAGGGCGGCCAGGUUGCCAGGCGCGAUCGUCCGGGCCGCGGCCGCGCGCUGGUCAGCCGCGCGAACGGCGGUCUGGGCAUGGCCGGCGUGUCGGCGCAGAAGAAGAGGGAGGUGCGCCGGGCCGAGGCUCGGUCCCGCAAGGUCCAGGAUAUUUCCACUCGGGCGACGCAGUGGUCCGUCAACAAGCAGGCCAACGCCCAGAAGUACUUCCACUACAGCAUCUUGUAGAUGGCGGGCGGUGCGGCUCGUUUGGCUGGGUGGGGGUGUAGAAAUGGGGCAAUCGGUGUUUGUUUCUCCCUGGAGAUUCUCAGACAAGACGGGGUAAAUAAAAAGAAAUGCGUUGCCUGCCUUCGUAGACGGCUUCAUAGUAGACUACAGUGUUCUUCCAGGACAGUGAAGUGCAGCUAUAUUGUGAAAUUCAAAUCUGGGUAACCACAGCCGUCGAAAGUUCAACAGAGCCAUGGGGUCCCUUCCAAAGCAGAGCUACCUAGGUAUUUACCGAAAGGUAUGACCUCCCUCCUCUCCUCCAGCACACAAUCCCACACUAGGAAACAUCCCCCAAAACAGACCCAAGGAACCGCAACCUCACCACCCCGGCUCAUCCCGCUCCAGCUUAGGCGUGACAACGGCAUUGCGGUCCGCAAACGGAUCGUCCUCGUCCUCGUCGGCGUAGC